AUGUUAGUUUAUUAUUACGAGGUACUCAACUCGAAACUCGCAUUAACUUAUGGUUCUUUGUAUUCUUAUUUUCAGUCUAUCAAAUUUAAGAAGAAUGAAUAUGGAUCAUCCUCGGAGGAACUUACAACAAUUUGCAGCUGUGAUGUAGAGGAGGUACGCCGUAGCCGCAACCUCAAACCCAACUUGGACCAAAAUAAGCUCCACUUAAGUGGAAGCUCGGACGACAGAAACGAAGAAGAUCUAUUGUCAAGGAGAACGUUGCUGCAAAUGGCUGAUGCACAUAUAUUGAUAUUAUUGCUGGAAUAUGCUCCCAAUUCAUUCAACUUCAAUUGA
Molecule: messenger RNA, 333 nt
Organism: Macrosiphum euphorbiae (potato aphid)
Lineage: Eukaryota; Metazoa; Arthropoda; Insecta; Hemiptera; Aphididae
Source: the annotation of a GenBank genome assembly